Molecule: messenger RNA, 1378 nt
Organism: Hyaena hyaena (striped hyena)
Lineage: Eukaryota; Metazoa; Chordata; Mammalia; Carnivora; Hyaenidae
Source: the annotation of a RefSeq genome assembly
AUGCUAAAAAUCAUUAUUCCAACUAUAAUACUAAUCCCCCUUACUUGACUGUCCAAACCCACCAUAAUUUGAAUUAACUCAACAGCCCACAGCCUGCUAAUCAGCCUUAUUAGUCUAUCCUACCUUAACCAAUUCAAUGACAACAGCCUCAACUUCUCAUUACUCUUUUUCUCAGACUCACUUUCCGCACCCCUACUAGCACUAACAACCUGGCUCCUACCCCUAAUGCUGACAGCCAGCCAAUACCAUCUGUCAAAAGAAACCACUACCCGAAAAAAGCUAUACAUUACCAUACUUACCUUUCUCCAACUAUUUCUAAUUAUAACAUUUACUGCCACAGAACUUAUCAUAUUUUAUAUCCUAUUCGAAGCCACACUCGUACCCACUUUAAUUAUUAUCACCCGAUGAGGUAACCAAACAGAACGACUUAAUGCAGGACUGUACUUUAUAUUCUACACCCUAGUGGGCUCACUACCUUUACUAGUCGCACUAUUAUAUAUCCAAAACACAACUGGCUCCCUAAACUUCCUAAUCGCACAAUACUGAGUCAAACCUAUUUCAACCACUUGGUCCAAUAUCUUCCUAUGACUAGCAUGCAUAAUGGCCUUUAUAGUAAAAAUACCCCUGUACGGACUACACCUAUGACUCCCCAAAGCACACGUAGAAGCCCCUAUCGCCGGAUCAAUAGUCCUAGCAGCCGUACUUUUAAAGCUAGGGGGCUAUGGAAUAAUACGCAUUACUGUACUACUAAACCCUCUAACCGGUCAAAUAGCAUACCCAUUCCUAAUAUUAUCCCUAUGAGGCAUAAUCAUAACAAGCUCCAUCUGCUUACGCCAAACAGACUUAAAGUCUCUAAUCGCAUACUCAUCAGUAAGUCACAUGGCCCUGGUAAUUGUAGCAGUACUCAUCCAAACACCAUGAAGUUACAUAGGAGCAACAGCCCUAAUAAUUGCCCACGGACUCACAUCAUCCAUAUUAUUCUGCCUAGCAAACUCAAACUAUGAGCGCGUACACAGCCGAACCAUAAUCCUAGCACGAGGACUACAAACCCUAUUGCCACUAAUAGCUGCCUGAUGACUACUAGCCAGUCUAGCAAACCUAGCUCUUCCACCAACCAUUAACCUGCUAGGAGAACUAUUUGUAGUAAUAGCAUCCUUUUCAUGAUCCAACAUCACCAUCGCCCUCAUAGGGACAAACAUCAUCAUCACAGCCCUAUACUCUCUAUACAUGCUAAUCACGACCCAACGGGGAAAACAAACAAGCCACAUUAAAAACAUCAAACCGUCAUUUACACGAGAAAACGCCCUAAUAGCCCUGCACCUCCUCCCACUACUACUCCUCUCGCUCAAUCCUAAGAUCGUUCUAGGACCUAUUUACU